UCGAACUCACAACAAAGAUGGAGGGCGCUCAGCGUUUUCGCUGCAAACGUCAACAGAUAGAUGCCCGUUAGACGCUCAAAUCACCCUUCAGGUUUUGUAAUGGUUUAGGCUGUAGUUCUUCUAGUGAAAUGGAUUGUACAGCGUUUCACGAGCAAACCGUUGAAAGGAAUGUCUGCAUUGUUGGAUCGGAGCUUGUGGAAAACUACACUGUUUACAUAAUCGAGGUGAAGGUUGGAGACCACAGAUGGACUAUUAAGCAUCGCUACAGUGACUUCCAUGACUUACACGAAAAGCUCACUUCUGAGAAGAAGAUUGACAAACACCUGUUGCCACCUAAGAAGAUUAUUGGUAAAAACUCUAAAAGCCUUGUGGAGAAGAGACAGAAGGAGCUGGAAGUGUAUCUUCAGACUUUGCUCGGCAGAUUCCCAGUGGCUGCCCCUAAAGUCUUGUCCAUAUUUCUACAUUUCCAUUUCUAUGAAAUCAAUGGCAUUGCUGCUACAUUGGCUGAAGACCUGUUCCAUAGAGGUGAGCAGUUGUUAGUUGCCGGUGAAGUGUUUCUCUUAAGGCCGCUGCAGCUCUAUGCAAUUACCCAGCAGCUCAAGCUUGCCAAGCCAACCUGCGCCAAUGGAGAUGCCAAAGCAGAUCUGGGACACAUACUGGACUUCGCCUGCCGGCUCAAAUAUCUCAAGAUCCCUGGAACAAAAGGCGUUGUGGGCACUAGCAAUAUUGAGGAACACAGUCUGCCAUUUGACCUCUCUUUCUUUAAGUCACUACUCCAAAUUGAGAUCACUGACUGUAGUUCAGCACAGAUAAAGGGACUCCCCUCAUUGAAGCCCACCCUGGCUACUCUCAGCAUUCACCUCUCCACAGCAUCCAUGAAGGAAAUUUUAGUUCCAGAAUCUGCCGAGUUUGCCCAGUGGGAACCAGAAGGCGUGGACAUUGACUGCCCUGUGACUGCAAUCAUUCCAACAUGGAAAAUGUUGACCACUCUCGACAUGAGCCGUAAUUACAUCUGCAGCAUCGAUGAGUCUGUGAAACUGAUUCCUGAAGUUGAAUUCCUAGAUCUUAGUCAUAAUGAGCUGUCUUUGGUGGAGAAUCUCCAGCAUCUGUACAAUCUGGUUCACUUGGAUUUGUCCUUCAACAAGCUAACGGUUCUAGAGGGUGUUCAUACAAAGCUGGGAAACAUCAAGACUCUGAAUUUGGCUGGCAAUCAGCUUGAAACCCUCUCUGGUCUCAGUAAACUUUACUCUCUUGUGAACCUGGACUUGAGCAGUAACAGAUUAGCACAGCUGGAUGAAAUAAAGCACAUUGGAACUCUCCCUUGUUUGGAAAAGCUUUCCCUUGCCAACAAUCCUAUGUGCAUCAUUCCAGACUACAGAACUAAAGUCCUGGCGCAAUUCUGGGACAGGGCCUCGGAGGUUUGUUUAGAUGGCACUGUAACCACUGAGAAAGAGCUGGACACUGUAGAGGUGCUGAAAGCCAUUCAGAAAGCCAAAGAAGUGAAAGAUAGAAUGGCAAACAAUGAAAAAAAGAUCAGUGAUGUCCCCAAACACGCUGAGGGUGGGUCAAAGUCCUCCUCAUCUUCUUGCUCUCUCGCUGCGCCGCUGUCUUCCUCUCCCCCUCUGUCGCACUUUGCCAGCUCCAGCCAAGAAAUAGCCUGUAAAGAUGAAGCCUUUGUUACCAAAGAGAUAUUGACUCAUGUGGAUUCUACACUUACCCAGCGAUGCUGUAAUAAAUAUAACAUGUCAUGUGAGGAAACACCUCAGGUUAAAACUGAAAUUGACACCUGUUCAUCUCCAGAGAUCCCUUGUGAGCCAAUGAAGUAUGAAAGCACCAGCUGCUUGUACUGCAAAGACGACCAGGAACCCUGGACCAGCAAACUCUCCACACCAGUGCUUCCCUUCUGUUAUAUGUCCUACACCAACACUAACUUGGAUUUCAAAGCCCAGCUCUCUACUUUGAUUUGUCAAGCAGAUAGAGAGAGGACGGCCGCCAGGCAGUGCAGGACUACCUCUCUGGAGGUGACACAUCAGGGCAGCCCUGACUCUGGUGGCGGAUACUUUGAGAUGGGCUUAGAUAACAGCGAGGAGAUCAUGGGCUCCUCCUCCUCUUCCACAGUUCAGGACAAAGAAUCAGAGGAUGUGGAAAGGGCAAAUGUCAGAUUGGUCAUGUGGUGUCACUGCAUCACUGUAGCCCAAGAUGUACGUCUGAAUCAGAGGACUUCUUGCUUGGCAGCGACAGACAGCUUGCUGGUCAUUUUCCAGACACGCUCCAAAGAUCUGCCAAGUAGCAUGCAGGCACUAAUGGAGAGCCUUGAGAUAGGGUUGAUGGUGCAGUAUACAGACGUUGAAGCGUUUCAAUUUGAUAUUCCGGAAACCUGCCUCUCUUUAAAGGUGAGGUCUAGCGACAAACAAUGGUUCUUCUUCUCAGAUGGGCAAAAUUUGAAAGACAUUCACACCCAUGUGGACUUGCUUAUGAGUAGAGCCCCUGGUGAACUUUUGAAUGAAUCCACCAUCCAGCAAUUCAUUCAGCAGUUCCUAAAUUCCUGGGAAAUCGAGGAGAAUGACAGUGGAGUGAAAAGUGGACUGCUAACUCACAUCCUGGACCAUGCCUCAUUGUUCACCCCCAGUCAGGAGGACACAAACAAGCCACAGCAGAGUUCUAUACCAUCAGAUAUUUUGUCUAUGCUCCAUGAAGGUCACACCUCCAUUCCUUUAGUUCUGUUUCUCACAAUGCGACAUCUCUGCAUACUGAAGAUAGAUUUCAUGGCCCUGGCAUCAAAAGACUUGACUGAAGGAAAUCGCAUGCGUUCUUGUGCUAAGUUGACCCGUAUUCCUUUGGCUUCUACCUUGCUUAACCCCAAACAAGGUUGCACUGAUGGAAGCAACACCAUUGCCCAUCGCUUUUGUAACAGUCAUGUCCUAGAGCUGAUGGCAGGACAUGACUACCUAGCUGUUGUUUUUGCUUUGCCUCAUGACAAGUUCUUGUUCUUGAGGCAGUUCAGCCAGUUUCGCGCCAGCCUCAGGGACAUCAAGACCAUCGCCCUUCUGCAGACCAGUAAAUGUCACUUAAGAGUCAGCUCUGCAACACCCAGCAAAACAACCCAAAGAAUGCAGAAAAAGAGUGCUCCUCAGGAUCUGCAGAAGCCCCAGUUAACGCUGUCUCUGCUGUACCCUGGUGAGGCGCUCAUCCAGCAGCUUUCAGAUGAAAACCAGUGUCCUAGCCACCUCUGUCUCUCUUCAUCCCUGCGUUACCUUUCUUCACUGCGGGGCGAGGACCUUGUCACCUUCUUCCAUGACAACAUUGCUGAGGUGGAGAACGAAGAGUUAAAGCAUAUGCUAUGGACAUCUGUGAUCUUCUAUAAGUCCCCUGAAUUGGAGAUGACUGCCUGCAUUCUGUUGUCUACCAAAGCUGUGUACUUUAUCCUGGACGAUGCUGCAUCGUCCCUCAGUGAUCAAGCUAUGAUGUGGAACUGGCAUCCAUCAGAGCACAAGGACACAGAUUUCCUCAUCUCAUUCUGCUUUGCAAUGAAACUGAAUGAGCUGCAGAGCGUGAACGUGGGGCUGUUUGACCAGUACUUCAGAGUGGUCGGGCCGUCUGCUGAGCACAUCAUCACCUGCCUGACGAGAGACAGCUACAGCACACAUCACUUUCUCCAGCAGCUGAUGACUGUGCUGUCUUUACUGGAGAAAGUGCCCUCGCCGGAGCCCUCCGAGCAAGACUUUUAUACUCAGUUUGGGAAGAAGAGCACAGGUAAAAUGGAGAAUUAUGAACUGGUCCACUCAAGCAAGGUGAAGUUUGUGUACCCGAGCGAGGAGGAGAUCGGUGACCUCACCUUCAUCGUGGCGGAAAGAAAGGGCUCUCAGGGAUCCUCCCACUCCUUCAACAUCCUCUUCUACGUGCUGGUGUUCCAAGUUCGGAGCGUUUCGGGUCACUCGGCUGAGAAGCAGCAUCAGCUGCAGCCGAAGACGCUCAUCCUCACCAGCACGGACAUCUUUCUGCUGGACGAGGAUUACAUCAGCUACCCACUACCCGAGUUUGCGAAGGAGCCGCCGCAGAGAGACAAGUACUGCCUCACGGACGCUCGCCGGAUACGCGAUCUGGACCGAGUGCUCAUGGGCUACCAGACUUACCCUCAGGCACUCACUCUGGUCUUUGAUGACGUUCCAGGUCCAGAUCUGCUGUGCCAUCUCACCAUGGACCACUUUGCAGAUGAGCAGGAGAGGGGAGAGAGGAUGCAAGGAAACAGCGGGGCUGAAAGUGAGGUCCAGUGGUGCAUCUUCGUGCCCAGUGCUGAAAGUAGAGAGAGGCUGAUUUCACUUCUAGCUCGCCAGUGGGAGGCGCUGUGCAGCCGGGAGCUUCCAGUGGAGCUUACUGGUUGAAGCGUGGAGUGCACAUGUUCUUUUUUCCCACCAUGCAGUACAAAGACAGAGAACAGGGAAAUUCUCCUCUUACUUGCACAAAUACGUACUGUUGCUGUCCCAUCAACUUUCUUCUGAAUGGACAAAUAGAACUGACUUGGAAUAAAACCUUGUUACAUUAAUGUACAUCACAGCUAAGAACCGUAUUCGAUCUUCUGUAAAGUUGCCAUUUCAGUUUUGUUACAGCAAGGACAAUGUACAUAAAGUCACACUCUAUUUUUUUUUCUAUUUGUUUCGACACAGUGCAUCCUGGGAACUGUGAACAGAGUCCACAUGAGUGUAAUAUUUUCUUUUAUAUCAGGCUUCGAACGUCGCUUAAUUUUUCUUGCUGCUUUCGUCUUAUUUAUCUGCUGCUGUGCACAAUCUCCAACAUGUAAAUGACUGACGAGACCUGUGUGAACUCUGUUAUUUUACAUUUUGAACAGUAUUAUUGUAUUUUAAUCGGAAUUAAGGAAAUGUAUCCAUUUUUGGACAAAAGCUUUUCCUAGCUGAUUUUAUUUUUCUUUUUAUGUUUUAAAGCAGGCGUGUCAAACUAGGGACCUUCUGGGCAAAAUUGCUGUGGAGAUUAGCACUUACCCUCAUCUAAUGCUCUGAAUUCAGUUCAUUGCCUUGCUAAAUAGCUGAUGAGCUGAAUCAGGUGUGUUUAUUGAGGCAGUGAGAUGAAGUCUGCAGUGUUUUGGCCUGGGAGGACUGGAGCCUGACACCUAUGUUUAAAAACGUUUUGGCCUUUUAGAACCUAUUUUAGUUUUAGAUCUCAAGGUUGCACAUUAACACAUGGAAAACCACCCUACGAACGUUUACAGAAUGUUGCAGCUAGAUGUAUGUCAGCUCAACAUUUCGAGAUUAUUUCACCGUGGGAAUUAACUGAACAUGCACUUUUGAAUUUUUAUGAAUAAACGUGGUUAAUGCAAAAAUUA
Molecule: messenger RNA, 5338 nt
Organism: Pygocentrus nattereri (red-bellied piranha)
Lineage: Eukaryota; Metazoa; Chordata; Actinopteri; Characiformes; Serrasalmidae
Gene: nisch
Product: nischarin
Exons: 21
Coding region: 129-4382 (1417 amino acids)
Cellular component (GO): cytoplasm
Molecular function (GO): protein kinase binding; integrin binding; phosphatidylinositol binding
Source: RefSeq, a predicted model, not a curated record